Messenger RNA from Cryphonectria parasitica EP155, 1623 nucleotides. RefSeq names its product ATP-dependent DNA helicase. Gene Ontology annotation, molecular function: four-way junction helicase activity; ATP binding; 3'-5' DNA helicase activity. The coding region runs from base 1 to 1623 and encodes 540 amino acids. The transcript has a single exon. The record is from RefSeq and is a predicted model, not a curated record. Gene Ontology annotation, biological process: DNA replication; double-strand break repair via homologous recombination. NCBI's taxonomy places the organism in Eukaryota, Fungi, Ascomycota, Sordariomycetes, Diaporthales, Cryphonectriaceae. Gene Ontology annotation, cellular component: chromosome; cytoplasm; nucleus.
AUGCAGCACCCAUGGUCAAACGAUGUCCUCCAGGCAUUCAAGGACAGGUUCAGACUGGAAGGCUUCAGAACCAACCAACUCGAGGCUAUCAACGCGACGUUAGCUGGUCAGGAUGCCUUUGUUCUCAUGCCAACCGGCGGUGGCAAAUCAUUGUGCUACCAGCUGCCUGCGGUUGUCAAUAGUGGAAUGACUCAGGGUGUCACCGUUGUGGUCACCCCUCUGCUCAGUCUGAUGCAAGAUCAGAUUGACCACCUGACUGCCCGAGGGAUCAUUGCCAAGUCCUUCAAAGGCGAUACGAAGGAGGCCGAGAAGAAGGAAAUACUGCAGAUGUUUAAGAGGCAGCCGAAUCCCGAGCAUUAUGUCCAACUUCUAUACGUCACACCCGAGAUGAUCAACAAGAGCACGAACUUGCUACAAGGACUCAGUGAUCUCCACAGAAAAAACAAGUUUGCUCGUCUAGUCAUUGACGAAGCACAUUGUGUAAGUCAAUGGGGCCACGAUUUCAGGCCAGACUACAAAGAGCUCGGACAGAUUCACACACAGUUUCAAGGCGUUCCGAUCAUAGCUCUUACUGCUACAGCGACGAAUAACGUCAUCGUCGAUGUGAAACACAAUCUUCACAUGGAGCAGUGCAAGGUGUUUUCUCAAAGCUUCAACCGCCCAAAUCUCUAUUAUGAGGUCCGGUCGAAGGAAACUCAGACUGUGGACAAAAUUGCUCACCUCAUCAACGAGAAGUAUCGGAAUAUGACUGGGAUUGUGUAUACGCUUGCUCGGAAGCAGACGGAGCAGAUUGCCGAAAAACUUCGAGCCCACGGUGUUAACGCAGAACACUAUCAUGCGUCAAUGCCAGCAGAAGACAAGACCAGAGUUCAACGGUCGUGGCAAAACGGACACAUCAAAGUGGUUGUUGCUACUAUUGCUUUCGGCAUGGGUAUUGACAAACCUGACGUGCGCUUCGUUAUACACCAAUACCUUCCCAAGAGCUUAGAGGGGUACUACCAGGAGACCGGUCGCGCUGGUCGAGACGGGCUGCGGUCAGACUGCUACCUCUUUUUCAGCUACGGAGACAUCCGCCAGCUGCGGACUUUUAUCGACGAUUCAGGUGGCAGCGAUGCACAGAAACAUCGACAGCAUGAGAUGCUCAACCGAGUGAUCAUGUUCUGCCAAAACCAGCGUGACUGUCGUCGAAGUCAGCUCCUGCACUACUUUGGCGAGACUCUCUCCGAAGAGCAGUGUGGCAAAACCUGCGACAAUUGCAAGAACGGAGGCCACUUCGAGGUAGUGGAUCGGACCGAAUACGCUCAAGCUGUCUUGCAAGCCGUCAUGUGUCACGCUCGGUUGACCAUGCCCCAGUGUACGGAUAUGCUUUUGGGCAAGAGGAAGCCAGAGCAGGACAAAGGCCCGCAGCACGUCUAUGGCAUUGCCAAGGGCUUGACGAAGUAUGAGAUCAAUCGGAUCAUCACCGAAUUGGCCUUGCAGAAUGGGUUGGGCGAACAUAACUCAAUCCCCAAUGGCCGUGGGCCUCCCAUUCGAUACCUUAUUGUGAGAGCCCCGACAGCCCAUCUUCCAUGUCUUCCACUAACAUCUCUCUGCAGGCUGGAGAACAAGCGGCCAGCUUCUUGA